Molecule: messenger RNA, 1866 nt
Organism: Pelagomonas calceolata
Lineage: Eukaryota; Pelagophyceae; Pelagomonadales; Pelagomonadaceae
Source: the annotation of a GenBank genome assembly
GGAAAUCAGCAAGCGCGCGCCGCGUGUUUAAGGCAGCAGGAGUGCCACACAGUUGAAUCUGAGCAUCGCUCGGACGAGCAUAUAUCACAGCGCAGCCCGGCGCGGCUCGCCAAGGGCUCAAAUUCAAAGCAAGCUCAAAACUGAAAAUGCCCUCGGACGAGCUCGUCGCGCGGCGCCAGGCCCUCGAGGAGAAGCGCCGCCGCAUCGAGGCCCUCAAGGCGCAGAAGGCCGAGCGCGCGCGCCAGGCCGCCACCUCCCAAAAGAGCGCCGCGUCCGCGGCCGCGAACCUGCGGUCGUACGUCGACGGCCUGCUCUCGCAGAAGUCCGAGGCGCCGGCGCCAGCAGCACCAGUUUCCACCCCAAAUGGCACGCAGCUGCCGCCGCCGCCGCCGCCGGCCGCGUCCCGCGCGUCGACGUCGCCUCGAUACGAAAGAAAAAUUGUGGACGUGCUCGCGGCCGCGACGCAGACCGAGACACAUGAAGAUGUUGACGAGGCCGCCGCGGCCCAGGCACGACUGGAGAAGGAAAAUUCGGAACGGGCGCUGAAAAACCGGAGCAAUUCAUCUUCAGACAGCGCGCGCAAGGCAACGGCGGACAUUCGCAAAGUCGAGAAAAGACCCGUGGACCUCUCGUCGCUAUCAUCACGAGCAAGGCUCGUCGAGAAGUGCCUGGGCGAGCGCGACGUCUUCGACGCUCUUUUCGCGCCGGUGAGCGUCGAGACCGAUGUGAGCGCCGGUGCCAACUUCCCUUCAUCUGGACGGACGACCUUUACGAUGCCCUUCGAGGCGGCGUGCACGGGCGUCUCUGUGAUAAGAGAGCGGCCCGAGGCCUUUGUCGCUUCGUAUGCAUCCUCUACAUCUGAGUUUGACGGCGACGUCGGAGAAGAGGGGUGUGUGUGCGUCUGGUCCCUCGCCUCCACGAAAGCGCCCGAUUCUCAAUUCAGAUGCGAGGCCGGCGUCACCUCCAUCGCCUGCGACCCACGGCACCCUUCUCUGGUGUUAGGUGGCGCGGCGUCGGGGCAACUCCUGCUGUUUGAUGGUAGGACGCAGAACUGCGUCGCCAGAUCACCCUUGGACCGGCACGCGCCUCAUGCAUCAUCGAUCUGCGCUUUAUCUGUGCGAGACGACGGUACUGUAUUGACGGGGUCGAGCGACGGCGUUUGUUGUCUGUGGGCGCCGGGAAACUUGGAAAGGCCCCUCGAGAAGCGGCAGCUCGGGAUCGCGGUGUCCUGCGCCGACUUCGCCGACGAUAGUACGGCGUACGUCGGCUGCGAAGCCGGUUCCGUAUCAAUGGCGACGUUCGGCGGCAGCGAACCGUGCGCCGCAUUGGGCACGCACCGCGGCCGCGUCACGUGUCUCGCGGCGCACCCGGCGUCGCGGAAAGGUGCGGCUGCUUCCAGCGACACGCUCGGAUUAAGGAGGCAUCUGCUCGCGUCGGCGUCGGUCGACUGGACUUGUAGAUUGCGAGUUGGCAGUACACCGCUGGGCGCGCCCCUGGACCACGGCGCGCACGGCUACGUGGCAUCAAUAGCGUGGUCGCCGUCCAGAGCCGCGUUACUGUGCACGGCGGCGUCCGACGGGUGCGUGCGGCUCUGGACGGCCGCGUCGGGACAAAUCGUCGGCGCCGCGGAGCAGCUGUCGGCGGGCGCGUUGACAUCCGUCGCUUUUUCCGGAGACGGCCGCCGCGUCGUUGUCGGCGACGCGCUCGGUUGUUGUACGGUGGCGGCGCUCGAAGCGAGUGUUUGUGGCGAACACCCCGCCGAGGCGGCGCGGCUCGACGAGCUCCUCGGGGGCCUCGCGCCGACGUAGAGCCCCGAAGGACUAACAAUACAAGAAUUUAGUAGUCGGCGCCCCCCGUCACACGGAC